Messenger RNA from Caenorhabditis auriculariae, 9039 nucleotides. NCBI's taxonomy places the organism in Eukaryota, Metazoa, Nematoda, Chromadorea, Rhabditida, Rhabditidae. The record is from the annotation of a GenBank genome assembly.
AUGCUCAUAAAAGUGAUUAUGGGAGAAGAGCGGUGGAAGUGGGCCUCCGAAGGUGGUGCUCCGAAUCGGCGACUUCCGUUCGGUUUCGGGUGCUCGGGUAAUGGCUGGUUGGCCACGUAUCCGGCCACUCUCAACAAUUCUUCUCUUCUUUCGAAAAUAUUUGUCACCCAAACAUUUCCGAUGAUAAUGCAUUUUUUCAUUAGUUCUCGACAAAAAACAGCUUCGUGAAAAUGCAAAUACAAUUAAUUGAGCAGUGACUACGAAAAAAAUCCUUUGUUUAUUGUUCAUUUUUUAACACCAUGAUUUUAACUGGAUAAUUAUUAGUUUUUCCGAAUGAAAAAAAGCGUGAAUUCAAACUAGGAAUUUCCGCGAAACGCAGUCCAUUCAUCAUAACACUUUGCCGUGAACAUGUGCUCACAAACUGGGAGUUUUGGAUGAUGAAUCGCUUUAAACUGAUAUUCCGACUGGAAAAGCCAAUCCACCCAGCUUCCAGCUGGUGUUCGCUUUUUUUUCUUACCUCAAACUAUCGAUUGCUCAUUUAAUCUAAAAUUCAUUAAUGCCGGCUUUGGUAUGCACCCCUCACUGAAAGUCAACGUUUUUCAUCGAAAGUGCAACAUUUUUCAGUCGAUUUCUAAUGAAUUUACUUUCAUGGUGUUCAAAAGCGAAGCACUACUUGGCAAAGAUGUUGACAACUUCAUUUGCUCUAAUCCUAUCACGAUCAGCUUAGCGCACAUCAUUCGAGACCCGUAAUAGGUGGAUGAGCCAAGGCAUCUCCCAACACAACGACGCUUUCACCACUUUUCAAUCAAUUCAUUUAAUUCCUCGUGUAAUCCGCCACGGCUCCUUUCCAUGGGAAAGCCAUUUUCCUUCCAAAAGCUCUUCGAGGCCCAGUCCACUCAGCUCCAACCACCCAUUAUAAAAGCAUUACCGCCGGUUAUUUUCAGCACUGCUUUUGUUUUCAAGAAAGAAAGGCUUGGUGGACGAAGCUGGGAAUAUUUGUGCCGAUGGUGGAACUAUUAGUUUUCCCUCAGUAGUUUCUCCUUCAGGUUCUUAUGUUUACUGUAGCGGCACGGCAGCUUUUUUUCUUCAAAAAAAUCUUCAAAAAAAUUGGUAAAAAAACAUAACAAAAAAUGUCUCAAUGCGGCUUCUAAUAUUUUUUUCAAUUCUUGAAAGAAGAAUCCUGAAAAAAACAAUAAGAAAGCUGAAUAAUCAGAAAAGGUAGCAGUUCAAAAUGAGGCUCAAAAAAUCGCCGCUUUUUCAGUUCUCACCCCCACACUCUUUUGUUUUAAUAGAAAAAUCAGGUCAAAAUUCUCCACUGACUGUGAAACUUUCGAAAUCUACUGCAUUAUCAAAUCAUAGUAGAAAUCAAUAAAAAACCAGAAAAGUAUCAAUUUGUAAGUAUAAACAAGAUGUCGAGUGUACACUCGGAGCCUCGUAAAAUGGUAGAAGAUAAACGCCGAGGAAGACAUAUGAUCCGUGUGCCCCUAGGAUCACAGGACGCUUCCGCCUCCGGCCGGCAGAUUCCAUUUCAACGGCGGUCCCUCUUUUUCUCACGGUAUUCUGCUCAUUCUUCGUUCAGUUUCCUCUAGGUUCCACUUUUUCAAAUUGCCUGUUGAGAAUCGAUUUUCUAAGUUUUGUGAUUUAAAUGAUGUUACUAUUUUGAACAAAAGUUGUAAAGAAAUAUUAUCAGAAAGAUGAAGUUAUUUUCAGAGUACUAAUUUGCUUAACAAAGGAGGUUUUCGAAAUUUUUUGAAACGGGAAUAUAUUUUAGCCGAAAUUUUUUUUUUGGCCCUUAUUUCAAAGUGGAUGGGUUUUUUUUCCUGCAAGUGGAUUCUUCCUGAAAGUUCCUGAAGCUCACAUUUUUCUGUGAACUGAAAAUUCAUCAGAAUGUCAAAAAUGACAGCCAAAAAGCACCAAAAAGUUUCAGAAAAUUGAAUACCUCACAAAAACACUUUUGACCGAAAAUUCGUUUUUUCGUGUUUUUUCAAAGUGUACUGUAGGUUACGGUGAUCCUCUUUUUGUACCGGAUCCACAUCAACAAAUAAUUCAUUCUUCUCUCUCUCAAAACCUGUAAUUUCAUUUUCUGAGCUCCAAAUGUUGUUUCCAAAAACCCAAUUUUAUGACUUCAAUUACACAUAUAGAACAAUAAAUCUCCAAAGACUCCAUUAAUUUCCAAAACAACGAUGAACCAAAAACGGCUGAAAAAAAAACAGGACAUUUAUCUUGCGGUCUGAAGGAUUAUAAUAAGCCCCCAGGGAAUGAGGAAAUACGGUGGCCGUAGAAAAGCGAAGGAAGAGCUUGGAAAGGCAGGUGAGCAGCUUGAUGCAAGUUAGAUAUUCGGGAGAGAAAGAGGUGUCAAUGAGAAUGAGACGAGGUCCUCCUCGCAAUUUCCGUCGCGCUCCACCGGUCCGGCCACUAUGCAUCAGUGCUUCUUCUAGCAGGUCCUCAUGUUUCCCGACCCACGUUUCUUCUAUUUUUUUGUCUUUGUUACUCACCUUUCUUCACCUUAUUUGUUAUUGGGCGGCACAACAUGCAUACCUAACUAUUGCCCUUUAUGGCUUCGUUUUCUUCGAAUAGGUAGACUUUUUCCGACCGAAUCAUUUUUUUUUUCAUAUGAAUGAUCGAAAAAACUUCAAGUGUAGGUGUUAAACAAAAAAUCGAUUUUUUAGGAUUUUUUGGAAUUAGUCAUUCACUUUUUGUCUACUCGGUUACGAACAGUGGUAACUUUGAAGCCGCUCAACUACAAAAAAAAAAUUAAACCCAAAUAAACUUCAUACUUUGACCAAAGUUAUCAUCAGAACAUUAGAAGUUGUGAAACUUUCCGGUGAAAGAAUUUUUGUACGGGAAGUUCUUCCCAAGCUUAUAAGCUGAAUUCCGACUUUUCCAGACUUUUUCAAUGAUCAUCUUCAAAAUAUAUGAAGCUUCUGAAGCUGCAUAAAAUAGGCGGAGCUUCACCUGAGAAAUUUUGAAGUCGUUCAACGGACGACCACCUGGGGUCUGAUGUUUGACAUUCCGACCUGAGAAGACUUUUGAACCAAUUAUCUUCAUUCCGGGUCGAAAUUUUUUACCAAACUUAUGCUUUUUUUAAAUUUAAUUUUUGUUUGAAUAACAUUUCUCUCAUAUGAGCUUAUGAGUUUUUUUGAACUCGUAAGCUUCUGAUAGGUUUUUUUAAAGGACAAAAAGUUUUUUUGAACAUUCCAGAAAUUAAAAUUCAAAAAAACUUUGUAGAAAUAACAACAAAAAAAGUGCAAGAAGCUGAAAAAAAUCGAAAAAAAUCGAGAAAAAUCGAUCGUAUGUGGAAUAUAUCUUUGCGCCAAGUGUUUUUCCAUAAAUCUCUUUCUCGAAGUUUUUUUUUUGAAAUUGUCAGGUGGAACUUCUUGCCUCAGCAUUUUCAUUUUCCAUGAACAUUAUUUUCAAUUCUCCCUCUUUUUUUAUAGAGCACCUAUUAUUAUAUUUUUGUUCAACAACAAACUAUGGAAACCUGAGCUUUUUGUAAAGUUUUUUCGAAAGUGCAAAGUCAAUGACCGGCUUUUUUCACUGGAGCACACCAUGCAUUCGAAAUGCGAAUUCGCAAUUAUGCACAAGUUAAUAAAUGUAUUCCAGCACUUGCAUUAACUUUUCUUCCACGUUUCCUUUUACGAAGUAUUCUUAUUAUUCCUUCAAUGAUAUAUUUUUGUUUCUGAGGCCUUUCUUUUGAGGUUUUUUCCCGAUAAAAUAGUUUUUCUCCAAACUUGAAGUUCAUGUUUUUUUGAACUGACCACAGCUCUCCAAACGCGUUGUUAAAAUUCCAUGACGGCCACAUUCAAAUUGCUUUUCUUUGUAUGAUUACCUAGUUCUGAAAAAAAUCUUUACCAGUUUUUGAAAAAAGUUUUUUCCAAACUUUCUGUCCUUCUUCAAGUUUUUCAAGAGCAUCCAAGUCAGGUGGAAUGGUAUUUUGAAAUUUUCAAGGCAAUGGUUUUUCAGAAUUCAAUUUAGUACUUUUUUUUGAUGGUUUUGCUCCGCUAUUUUUCAAAAUUUUCCUAAUGCAGAGCUCUCCUCCCGAAUUUCAAAGAACUACGUUCGAACUAUUUUUUUUCGUUAAACCGAAAUUCUGUUCAAAAAAUAUUGCCUCUCAUGCCUUAUUUCAGAAUUCCGGAGCCAUGAUUGAAGCGAAGCUGAUCCUGUUGAUGCUCACCUUGUUCGUUGCCACAGAAGCUUCUCGGCCGGUGGCACGACACGAUGUAGCCUUCGUUCACACGUUCGACACACGCGAGAUGUGCAUGGCGCGCUGUAGAACUGGCUGCACUCAACAGCAUUCAGAAGAUCUGAUGAUGCCCCGUUGGCAUUGUCCUGUGCAGGUUGGUGGCAUCUAUUGGAUAUUUCGGUAUUGCAUAAGUUUGAAAUCAAGUAUGGUUAGUUCGAGACGCUAAUUUUUGGCUUAUUACGUCAUUAUUUGAUAGAUAACUUAACAUGAAAGAGUUCUACUAGGAAUAUUUUUUACAUUAUCUGCACAGAGCAUGAAAAAUACAAAAAUUUCUCAAAUAACCCGUGAUUUUGCUUGUGAUAACAGAGCUUCAGGCCUAAACCGAAAAAAAUUGGAAUUUUUUUCGUUUUCCAAUUUACCCGCAUCUCUCAAAAAUUGAUCGGCACGAGAAAAAUUUUCAAAGGUCAUUUCACUCUGUGAUUUGGAAUUCCUUAAAAACUGACCGGAACAUUUUUGACCUCCCAGAAAAACAUCCUAAAACUCUCCAUUUGCAGAAGUUACUAGUUUCUGAAAAAAGACUCCUAGAAGUUGAAGAAAAUCCUCGAAAAAUGUUAAAAUGAGAUUUUUGGUGGCUUUCAGACAUUUCUCGAAAACAAGGAAAUUGAGCAGGUUGAAAUUUUCAAAAUAAUCUUUUGGUACAUCAAGGAAUUUUCCGACCGAUUUUUAGGAAAUUCCCAACCCCACAGUAAAAUGACGUCCCUUGUGAAGUCUAACACCGAAGAAAAAAUUCUAUGAGGACUACAGUAAUUUUAUCAAUUAAUCUUUCAGGAAGAAGAAGAAAGCGAUGUUGAGGAGGAUGAAGAGACGUCAUUCGGUGGCAAAGUCCUCAUCAUUGUUCCAUGUGCCAUUUUUGGAUCCUUGCUUGUCCUAUUUAUUUGCGUUUCUGCCACACAAAGGUUUUGUCGCCAAGAAUGCUGAGCUCUCCAUAUUCAAUAAUAACGAGUCUAAAAAUGAGUUUACCUUUUUUCCCGCUCACUUGUUGGCUUCUAUACGCGUUUCUCUCUGCAUUUUCUAUCUCAGUCUUUUCCUCUUUCUUUCUCAGAUUGCUGUCUCCUGGUUGAGCUUUCGUUUUUUUCAAUUACUCAAUUAAUUCAUCUGUCAGUGAGACCUUAAGGUUUGGAGCUCGAACGUUGCCUGUGAUCAUAGUAUGGGUUUUUAUUGCUUGUUAAUAAUUUUUCAGUUUGGAAAAUAAAUAGUUUAAUUAUUUUGAGACAAUGGCUUAAAGUUGAAAAUGUGAAACAGAACGAAUUUUUCAAAAAAACGGGUUGAUAAUGCUAUAAAUUUGAGGUUUUGAACUUAUUGAUGCUUAUAAAACUUCAAAUUUUUCGAAUUUCACUUGCAGACAGGACGACUAAAAAAAUAAAAUUCAUAAAAAAAUAAUUUUUUUCGUAUAUUGGGUUUUGUUGAAAAAUUGUUGAACGUUUACAAACGCUACGAACAUCAUUUUUUUUAUUUUGCUUCGUAUAAAACGUUUGGAUUAUUUUCAACUGGGUUUUUCAAAACAUUUCUAUAAGAUCAUUUUUUUAUUUUCCAGUCUUUUUGUUAAAAUUGUUAUAUAUAUAUAGCUCUUUUAAACAGUAAUAUACAAUAGCAACAGAAAAUAUGUUGCUAAAUUCUCCUGUUUCAUUAAAAAAUUGCUUGAGACGUUAUUGUGGAGUAUUUAUUUUCAGAAGAGGUUCCGAAAAUGAAAUAUUUUAAAGCAUCUAAGUGAUUUGGUGCCAAAUUGGCGAUACAAAGAAAAAUGAAUUUUAACAAAAAAUAGUCUCACAACGAAGAAACGAAAAGUUUUGACCUCAAAAAGCGGCGGUCGGUCAUUUUUUGUUUUGUUUUUGCGGCGCGCGGGAAAGGAAUGUGUGCCCCAUCCGCAGGGCUGUGGUUUGAAAGAUGGCUCUCGCAGUAUUUUACUUCUCCGUUCCAUUCGUUCCGUUUUUUGCGUUUCUCUUGUCUUUUCUGCUUUUGAAACUAGCUCAGGGUGCUCUAUUUUCUUUUUUUUAAGGAUUUUUGUUUUAUAUUAGCCGACUGAUCCUAGUUUUCGAGUUUUUUUUUGAAUUUCAAGAUUGAGAGGGAAUAAAAAAGUUUCCCGUUUCAUACGUAAAUUUUCAGUGUCCAUUCUAUGGUUCUCUUCUUUUCGACAAAAUUUUUCAAAGUAAAUUAUCUUUUCGCAGGUGAAAUGAGCCGGAUAGACAAAAAGGAUCCAACUUCUUGGGAUUACAAAGAAGUUGCCGAGUGGCUCACGGAGAUUGGUCUCGAAGAAUAUGCUGCAUAUCUCACGCAGAAGCACAAGGUGACAUUAUAUUCAACAUUUUUCAUCAUUUCCUGUUUCAGAUCAACGGCCGAAUGCUGUUAACGAUAACCGACUCCGAUCUCAGAGAGCAGCCCGUUGCAAUAAGAUGCUUGGGAGAUAUCAAAAAACUGCUGGCUGCCAUUUCUGCUCUUCGCAAUUCGGUAAGAAAAUUUAGAAAAUAACCGAAAUCUUCAAUUUUUCCGUGUUCCCCUUCUACCAUUUCUGCUAUCAUGCGAGCAAAGAACGAUAGUGUGGACACGGUAAUCGAUUUUAUUAUUUUUUUUCUUUAAAAUGGUAUUUUUUUUCAGGAGGACAAAUUGCUGUGUGUAGAGUACGAUAAACAGCGGAAAAUGUCUAUUUCUGGAGAGGAAGUUUACGUUACGACUCGACAGUCCGAAGUUAUGUCGUACGUUUUCAGUUUCAAAAUGCAAUUAUUGAUUUUUCCUGUUUCAGUGACAAAGAACUCAUUGAUACUCUGAACGAAGGCGAAGUAAAAGUUGUGCAGCUGAUUUCUCGUGAGGAGGUUAGUGAGAAAAACAUUGAUGGAAAAAAAUAUUUUUGUUAGAAAAAAAUCAUCAUCUUUUUUUUAUGUUGCACGGAAAGAUCGGUUUUUUUCAAUUUACUGAAUUUCUCGGUUUCCGAGAGAGUUUACGAAAAAAAUUCAAGCAAAGAUGUGCCGUUCAAGAUUUAUAAGAAUUUCUUCAGUUUAAGGACUUUUUUUGAUUGAAUUUCAAUCUAAAAAGAAAAAAAUCAUCUUCUGAAAGAUGCAAGAUAUCAGAAAAAAAGAGGAUUUAUUUGCAUCCUGCAUUAGCGAUUAAAUUAUGAGAUUCUUUAAAAACAUUUUCAAAAAUUCCAUCCACUUUUUUCAGCUCAUCCGCCACGUCGAAAGUCCUGACACGAGUUUGAAGUCUCUGAUAAAGCUAAUCAUCGCAUUUUUCUACUGCUCGCUCUCUUUUCUGAUCACGGCAAUUGUCAUGGUUUUUGUUCACGAUCGAGUUCCAGGUAACGAGACUAUUUUCUCCAUUUUUUCAUUUAAAAAUUUGCAGAUACAAAAACAUACCCACCCCUGCCGGAUAUCGUUCUUGACAAUGUUCCGCACAUCCCCUGGGCCUUCGACAUGUGUGAAAUCAUCGGCCUAACGCUGGUUAUCAUUUGGCUCUUCGUUCUCGCUUUCCACAGAAACAGGUAAUUUUUUUUCUUUGAAAACAAUAAAAUUGAAGCAAGUAAGACCCUAAAAAUGCGCAAUUUUACAAAUUGUGAUACAUUUUUGAAACCACAACUCUGACUCUGGUAAUUUUUAAAAUGCCGCUUCGUUCAAUUUGUGUGGUCAGAUGCACUUGGGAUUAUUCCAGAAGGCCCCCUCCCCGUAUGUAGGAAACACCCCCCACACAGGCCCGUCCGAACUAGCCACCCGUCAGUAGGUGCAAUUAUUUGUCAAAGGGUCUCGAAACGAUUUGAAAGGAGGCCGUUUUUUUGAUCAGAUUUUUAUUAUUGAUUGCUCGGACGUGGGCUGCGACUCUGGAAUUUUUCCCAAAAGAUAAAAUAAUUUCGCACAAAUGCAAAAUUAGAUGCGAAAAUCUCCCAACCGAUUAAAUUUUUUACAGAAUGAUAAUCACCCGAAGACUGUUUUCUCUCCUCGGUACGGCGUUUCUUCUUCGAUGCGUCACAAUGUUGAUUACAUCUCUCUCAGUUCCUGGGAUCCACCUUCAGUGUACCGCCAGGGUAAUUUCCCAUCAUUCAUACUGCAAUAUCAAAAUAUUCAGGUCAACACUACCAUGAGUGAAAAAAUGAGUGAGGCGUUUAUGAUUUGGUCGCGUCUUGGAAUGUCUCUGAGGGUGCGAAAAUUGCAGAAUAUUUAAAAUAAGAGGUUUUGAAGGGAGUACGCAGUUGUGGCGAUUACAUGUUCAGCGGACAUACAACUGCCAUCACUAUCAUCAAUCAUUUCAUUACUGAAUGUGCGUUUUAUUAUUCAUUUUUCGAGAUUUUGAGAACUAAAAUGAUUGUAGACACUCCGGAGACUUGGGCAGGAUUGCACACGACGACUUGGGUUAUGAAUUGCUUUGCCAUUUUCCUGAUCCUGGCGGCUCACGAACAUUACAGUAUCGACGUCUUCAUCGGUACAGCUUCUUCUCAUUCCACGUAUUAAACCUUCAGCUUUCUACAUUUCUUCGAGAAUGUUCUUGUACUACCACGCCUACGCCUACAAUCACGCGAAAAUCACUGCGACGGACGGAAGAAUGCGAAUUUGGUUCCCCCUUGGAUGGUUCUUCGAGUACGGAAGCCUUGGAAAGGUAAAGCACUCCUUCCUUUAAUUUUCCUAUCCGUCUUUUUUCAGGUCCCCAACGAGUUUGAGAUGCCAAUCAACAUACGAAUCCCCAAAUCGCUGCAAAUCUUUUCCUUCGAAGAAGUUUUUGGCACAAAGUUACCGACUGCAGCCAACACCGAGGUCAAAAAAAUCAUGGACCAGCCGAAGCCGAUUAAUAAAAAGAACAAGAAGGUCAAAGUCAAAUAA